Molecule: messenger RNA, 708 nt
Organism: Saprolegnia diclina VS20
Lineage: Eukaryota; Oomycota; Saprolegniomycetes; Saprolegniales; Saprolegniaceae
Product: histone H3
Exons: 1
Coding region: 16-426 (136 amino acids)
Cellular component (GO): nucleosome
Molecular function (GO): protein heterodimerization activity; DNA binding; structural constituent of chromatin
Source: RefSeq, a predicted model, not a curated record
GAUUGAUCCAACAACAUGGCUCGCACGAAGCAAACCGCCCGCAAGUCCACCGGUGGCAAGGCCCCGCGCAAGCAGCUCGCCACGAAGGCCGCCCGCAAGAGCGCCCCCGCCACCGGCGGCGUCAAGAAGCCCCACCGUUACCGCCCGGGUACGGUCGCCCUCCGUGAGAUCCGUCGCUACCAGAAGUCGACGGAGCUCCUCAUCCGCAAGCUCCCGUUCCAGCGCCUCGUCCGCGAGAUCGCCCAGGACUUCAAGACGGACUUGCGCUUCCAGGGCUCGGCUGUCCUCGCCCUUCAGGAAGCCGCUGAGGCGUACCUUGUCGGCCUCUUCGAAGACACCAACUUGUGCGCGAUCCACGCCAAGCGUGUCACGAUCAUGCCCAAGGACAUCCAGCUCGCCCGCCGCAUCCGUGGCGAACGCUCGUAAAUUGGCGGUCCCCUAGCAUCUUGCUACUGCAUUCACCUGGUGUUUUUUAACACCACCCAUCUCAUUGAGAACUUAUUUAUCCUCCGGUCAUGAGCGCCAAGAUCCAAAUACUAGAUACAUAUCUUGAUUAGAGAUGGAUACAUCAGCGCCCAUGCAUGCGCUCAGCAGCCGCGCCCAGUUGCCUAGCUGCCGCCCGCGACUCAUCCCUUCAAUACUAGCGUCGGCGGCCUUUAGCCGAUCAACAAGCUCAUGAAUAUGAUGAUCGAUCUCAACGCGCUCGUG